CUGAGCGCACCCGAGGCUACUGCGGUAAGAUGCGGCGACGCACGAUGCCGAGUCGCGGUGGAUGAGCUGAUGCGCAAUGGCCGAACGAGUGAGGAAAGAGGGCGACAAAAGAUCCACAGUGGUGCCCGGCUCUAAUUUACACGAUGGGACAGAAUUGAACGCGUGUUUGGUGGAUUUGUAGCGCUGUAAGCUCCGCUGGUGCAGGCCGACUGGAAGGAUGUGGAUGCGCUGAUCCCGCUGAAGGAUGCUCCAGAGCCCGAGGAGGGUUGAAUAGGCUUCUCCUGUAAACAACAAGGAAGCGGAGAGACAUUAAGUAAAGGACACUCCAUCCAAAGCCUGGACCGGAGACUGACGCACCGAAUGAGGUUGUUUUGUGACAGCUGAGUCAGUUUUCAGUACCAGCAGAGAGGGCGGUGAGGCUCUGAAGACGGCGUCACAUCGCUCUGGAAGAAAACAAACUUCUCAAUAUCCUCUCUAUCAUCCGCUCUGACAGCUGGAUGUCUGACCUGGGUGCUUUUUUUCUUCGUCAGGAGACUCUCAAAGUUGAGGAGCGAUAAAGAGAAACAGAAGCAUAGCUCCAGCUGGCUGUCCGGAAAACAACCGAUUCUGUUUUUUGUCCAAAAACUCUGAUGUUGUUGGGAUGAAAUGCUAAGACAUGAAGUCAGCAAGGGAGUCAGCUCUCUCUUGCAGGGUCAAGUAAAUAUUUUCUCCUUUGUCAGAAUGAAUUAGUAAGAAAUUCCUUAGAGUAUUCCAGCUAUUUCAUAAUGUUUAGUGUAUCUUUUCCACACUAUGAUGUUUUUACCUUCGAGCUGUCACGCUCUGUAUCAAGGAUAGACUCCUGAUAGUGCCAGCAGUCCCUCUCACCUGACAGGCUGCAUUUUGAUAAAGGAAAAGCGAGGACAAACCAAUAAAACAUAGAUGAGGCCAACAACAAACACCAUGCUCCAGCAGAAUAACAACAAUAACUACCCCUGCCUGAAUGUGUCAGGCUCCACCCGGGAGAUGCUCCAGAAGUGCUCCAGAGCCUCUCUGCCCUUCCCCAGCCGACUGGAGCUGGGUCUGGGUGACCUGCCGCUGAUUCGGGGCCUCCGAGCUUGGGCCCUUUGCUCCAAGAACCGCCGGAAGGCUGGUGGUCUGCUUGGAGGAGGACAAGCCCCGACAGCUCCUCUUGCAGGCCGCCGUGGCUCGACUUCCUGUCCCAGGCCUGCAGAUGUGUAUCUGAGCGGAGAGUGGGGUCGCAUGGGGUACGGGCUUCCCUUGGGGCUGGAUGCUGGACAGGCUGGGAUUGGAGCUUUGGUUACAGUUGCCACUCUGAAGACCUCAGAGGGCAGCGGGAAGACACAGACACAAUGCCUCUUUCUCCGGACUGAGAAAGGUAGCUGUUUGUACUCGACAGCUAAGCCUGGUUCUGGUGUGACUACCAGUGUGGCCUCCAGUGUGGUUGGGGGGUGGCUGAGAGGAAAGACAGGAGGAGGAGGAAGCAGAGACACACCAGCCGGGAGGAGGGACCAUGGGCCAACUCCUCUGGCACAGACCGGAGCAAACCGGGUUAGAGUGCGAUCUGGCCGGAGAUGGAGGAAGUCCUGUAACGCAGCUGGUCGUGAAAAAACAGGCGUGAGCAGAGAGAGGCAGCAGAGUAGUAGGGAGGAUCCUGCUGGAGAAAUCACACUGGAAGAAAGGCAGGAAGAGCGAGACAAAGGAGGCCUGGACAGUAAACAGUUUCCCAGCUCGCAGCAGGACAUCAGGAGAGCCAGACAGGAGGGAGCAUUCAGAAGUCCCAGAUGCUGCCACAAUGCUUCUCCCAAAACCUGUACUCAGUGUGUAAGGAGAGCACAGAGGAGGGAAAGCCAGGCUGAACAUGAGAGAGGUGAAAGUCCAAGAAGAGACGUCCCAAACAGGCUGAAUAGUGAGGUGAAGGAAAUGAGGAAGGAGAGGCAAAAGAAUGAGGAGGAGGGAAAGGGAGUCCUUUGUGGGUUUGAGUCAUCUAACUCAGUUUUGGCUGUACCAAACCCUGACCUAGAAUCUAACAACUUUCACCCAGAAUCCCACAGCAGCUGUGAUGUUGAAGAGAUUAGAGACGCCGAGAGCAAUGAGGAGCUGAAGACGCAAACCUCUCACAGCAAGGACGGCUAUUCACAGAAAGAGGAGGACACACACACUGAAGUUAUGGUAAUACAUACAAACAAUGAUCCCCACUCUGAGCAUUCGACUGAUGACUUUACGUCAAGACAUAACCGAGAUUUUGAUGACAGAAAACCAAGUGAAAACCCCUGUGAGGAAAUAGCAGCUGACGUAAAUGGAUUUUCUGAUCGUGUGGAGGCACAUCGAAAAUCAGAGAAAGACGAGGAGAGUGUGGCUGUUGAAGAGGAGGAAGGGAGCAUCAAUCAGACUCCUGCUGAAUUCUCGAUUGUAUCCAACUGCUGUGAGGAUGUCUCUGUCUCUACCUGCCGUGCCUCUAUCAGCACUGCAGUCCCACCUGAGCCUUCCACUCCUGUAGAGGGCAGCACCUGCAGUGCUGAGCAGAGAACAGAGACAGAGAACAGCAAAAAAGAUCACCUCAAGGGGUAUCAACAAGAGGCAGCAGACCCUGGGAUCAUGGGUGGAGGAGAACUGGAUGUUAGCCGAUCCGAGCGACAGGAACCGAACUGUGCGGCUGAUGAGAAAAACACUGUGAACGAGAACAGAAAACCUCUGUUUUUCUUUAAAAACAUGGAAAACAGCAGCCAGCUAGAAGAGAGAGAUGCUUCAUCUUCACCUCUCAGACACAGAGAUCCUUCCAUCCUCGAGACAGAUGGGAGGAUCGUAAUGGAAAACGGUUGCAACUAUAGUACAACCGAGCUUAACGGAGCAGAGCGGAGAGAUGGGCUGGUGAGGGUAAAUAGAGAAGAGGAGUCAGAUGAAGAGAAUACAGAAGAGAGAGUAAAUCCUGAGCAAGGGGAUGAAGCUGGGGAGAUGUGGAGGAGGGAGUGCACCUGCAACGAGCUGGACAAUGGCGAUGGUGAAGGUAAUGGCGAGAAAGAACGCCAAAGUGAGGACAACAUAAAAGACAUACAGGAGGAUGAUAAUGAAGACGGAACGAGAAACUGUGCACUAACAGCCAACUGGAGGUUACAGGAGUCUGCAGAUGGAUGCAGGGGGGGGGUGGAAGAGGUUGGAGACACCUGUGGGCAAACAAGCAGAGAGACCAGCACUAACGUCACUAAUAUGGCCUGUGCUGAUCCCUCCACCUCUCUUGCGCUCUCCCUGACUAAUCCUGCCCCCUCUUUGCCCCCCCUGGAAUCCAUGGCAACCGGCCUGCCCUGUCUGGAGGCGGAGAAGGAGAAAGGGGUCGGAGUGACAGCAGGAGACGGAGAAGGAGGCCAGGAAGGGAAGAGGAGGCACGGGCGAGAGCUGGAGGAGCAGGACGAGGAGGAGAGGGGCUCCACCACGGCCCCCACUGAGGAGGGGAGGAAAGAGGAGGAGGAGGAAGAUGAGUUUGGAGUGUUCAUGCAAGCGGAGGGAGAGCUGGCCUGGAGCGAGGGAUCCACCAUGUCUGCCUCAGUGCCUUGUGGGAGCAGAGAGAGUGUUGCACUUGGAAACAACGCCAUCACCGGGGAGUCGACCCACUGGACACCAGGCUGGACGGACAGCCCGUUCCCCCAAUCAGACGACACCUGGACAGCCUUUCCUCAGGAUUCGUCAGAUGGACGUAGAGACGUCGUGGGGCAGUGGUGGCCAACCAGCGCUGUGGAGGAGAGCAGAGACAGACUCUUCACCAAUCAGAAUCUGGCGGCUGUCUUUGCUGAAGCCUUCCCCUCGCUGCCUGGUGCGUCCUCAAGUGACCCCUGUGACCUCCAUACUGUUCCCACACUGACCCAGCUCCUCAGGGGCAAAGCCAGCCAGGACCAGGGGCUGUUGGACAGUUUCCAUGACUUGAACAAAAUGAUUUGCCAGAGGUACAAGAGAGCUAAUGGUGUGUCUCGUGACCUGCUGCUGAAGACUUUACACCUGCAGCAGCCGCACACUGAAAGCAGACCUGCUCCCCGGACAGCCAACCGCCGUCUCUCCCCCGGCCUCCCCUCAGCCAAUCAGCACGCCCAGAACGCUGCCGCUAAGCGACGGCUGUCAUAUGACUACAACAGGAACAUCAUGGAGUAACAGUGUGGGUUCAGCUCUGGUUUGACUGUGACUUACCUGAAGAACUGAAGCUUUUAACCCGAGCAGGACAGACAGCAAGAGUUUUCUCAAGACUCUGGAGUAACAACAUGUGUCCUAUCUGCUAGUCAAAUACUGACCUUUUGACUCUUUGCACACUCCCUGGUUAUCUAAGCCUGAGCCAGUGAGAAGACGUAACCUGGAUGAAAACGGAGCGACUCACUUCAGCUGUGUUUCAGAAGUUGUCUCCUCCAGCUCCUGUUGAUGUAUACUGGUGGAGUGUUUCCAUCACACAGCCACCUUGUUCACCACCACCACUCCGCCGUGUUCAUUUUCCUUUUACACCCUGAGAACAGCAGGUUGUUUGGAGCGUGAUGACCUGUAGUUACUCGGCACCACGUUGUUCCUGUUAUUUUAUUAUCUGAGAAGAUUUAAAUUAUACCUAAAUAGAAAUAGAUCUGUGUGUGAGAGCUGCUGCAGAAAUGGUCUCACUGUUUGAAUUAAAUCUCACUGGGUUGAGCCAAACUAAAACAUUCACUUGCAAGGAAUGAAAUGAUUAAAGAUAAAUAUCACAGAAUUUCUGCUUUCCUGACCAUUGCAUUCAUGAUUUUGGAAGCUCGGCAUGCUUGCUAACUAGCUUAUCUGUAUUGAUAUAGGCAUUUAAGGCUAGUUUGAGCAUGCGGUCAGCUACGAUACUGUAACUAGCAAACCUUUGUCAUCAUUUGUGGAUACACUUUUUCCACACUUCUCUUUAUCUUUUGCAAAUAUUCUUAUUCUUACCCAGAGUAUUGCCUCUGUGGCUCCACCGAAGAGUCGUCUAACUCAACCAAUGAGAUUGUUUCUCCUUCCAGAGCAGCUCUGCUGGAAAGGUUUGUAGGACUGAUGUUGUGCUUGUAUCAUGUGGAAAUGGAAGAGAGCAAUAAGAGCAAAGGAUUUCUGUUACAGCUUGCAAGCAUUCAAAUUAUCCGAUGGUUCAAGUUCACAAUUGUUACUGAUUUGCACUUUUAAGUAAUAGUUAUUCAGCAAUGAGCUGCAGUUUAUUUUACUGUUCAUGUGCAAAACAAUUAAUAAUAAUCUAUAUUUGACACAUUAGCAUUGAAUUAGUCACUGUGAAGGAGCCAUCCAUGUUUGCUUUUCGAGCAAUUCUAUAUUAUUUAGUCUGAUCAAUUGGAGCUUUCAGAAAAGCUAAUUUUACAUCCAUAUGAUAUGAAUGUGACAUAGAGCAUCAACCUGCCCCCCAGAAAUUAUGUUUUUGUUUUGUUGGAGAAAAAAGCAGACAAUGACGUAAUGUUCUUUUUUGCUGUCUCUCCAUUAACAUGGUGGCUUGAUCACAUCAAACACCAAACAUCAAACAGCAAACAUUCCUUAACACCUCCCCCCUCUUCAGUCAUCCUCCUUACAACAGAAGCCGGCAGUGUGAAAUGUUGUAUGAACGGCAGCGUAUCUCUACGGAUCUCAAUGUCAGCUGGAUUCACGCAAAUGUCAAAGCUCAUAUACCCGCCCUUUCUUGUUUUUGAAUGAUAGAAGUAACGGAAAAGCAUUAUUUUAACAUGCAGAAGCCUGAUUAUGGGUCCAGAUGUGAUGAGUCGUACAGUUUUUUGUUGUUGAUGCAUGUGCUUUCAUUGUGUAUUUGCGACAGAAAAGCCAGAGAAAAGGAAUGAAUCCUCAAAUUAUUUUGGUUCCUCAGAGAAACAAGUUUGUCUUCCAGUUAGUGCCAACAGGAACACCAAUGAAAGUGCCAAUGUUUACGAGGUUAGAGAAGUGAAGCAGACACAUUCAGGAGGAAAUGUCGCCUCUUGUUUCUCAGACACUGAAGUGGACUCACAAAUUUUGGCAUGUGAUGUUUUUCUCUCUUUGUCUGGCUCUCUCUCUUUCAGUACACUCACAGCUGAGUCCACUUCACGGGCAAAACUUGAAUCUAGCUGCCAAUCAAAACAAUAUUUCUAUGAGAAUAUUGUUCACAUUAUGACCAUGUCAAUGAUGCACUGUACCUUUUAAUUUAAACAUACUAUUACAUAUUAUCACCCCAGAACGUUGAUUUCGCUCUACGUUGUAUAUUUCACGUGUCAACUCAAUCAUUUGUGAUGAUAUUCAGAAACAAUCAUUUGUGUGUGUCUGCCAUUUGUGCAAAUUCCUGAAAAAGAAAAAGAUGAAUAUUUUCUGAUCUGUUCAAAUGGGGAAAAAGGAGUUGUCGCCUUGUUAACUGAUGUAAUAAAAUGAUACUGUGUGAUGGCUGACAGCUUCCUCGUGGCAUUCAGAAGUAUGGGACGUGUUCAUUAUAAAAAGAGAUAUCCAUCAGCCUGCAAGCAACAUGAGCUAUAACGACCACAGCAAAAGAUAUUUGAGACCUUUGCCUCAAACCGAGAAACAUUUUGGAAUCAGAUUUUUUGUAAAUAUUGUGAAAUGGACAUCUACUUCCCAAAUAGAUCUAGCUAUUUUAAAUGAAAAAAUUACAUUGAAGGACUCUUUAAUGUUCAUAUGGGCAUAAUAU
Molecule: messenger RNA, 6625 nt
Organism: Morone saxatilis (striped sea-bass)
Lineage: Eukaryota; Metazoa; Chordata; Actinopteri; Moronidae
Exons: 6
Coding region: 919-4137 (1072 amino acids)
Source: RefSeq, a predicted model, not a curated record